AUGACAAUGCAAAGUCAGAUCUCGAAAUAUUACGAAAUUGAAUGCGAAAAUUCAAAAUUGAAGGAGGAAAAUUCUUAUCUAAAGUAUGUUGAACUUUGUAUUUUCAACCAUUUCAAGGGGUAGGAAACCGCAUUUGGGCCAAAAAUGGUAGCAAUUUCCGCACGCAAUACAAAAGUAUACAAAAUUUUCAAAAUUUGCUAGGCGCAUUUUACAACAUUUCGCGACCAAACUUUGCUAUUUUUCUCAUUUUAGUAUGGUCUUUCUAGCUGUGGUGAUUUAUUUGCAUCUCCUUGCCUAGUUUUAAAAUUAGUCCAUAAUGGGAAUUGUCUAUUCUUAUCAACCUUUAUCCCUCAUUUGACUGGAAUUUAUGAAGGGGAUUUUUAAUUAUGGGGGUUUCCCUUAUCCAGGGCAACAAACAAGAGUAAUGUAUUAUUGAAAGAGAAGCUGGAUGGUUGCCAAAAUAAACUAAAACGGGCGGAAGAACAACUGAAGAAUCUUUCUCAAGUCGAAGUUGAAUGUGAA
Messenger RNA from Paramuricea clavata, 522 nucleotides. Lineage: Eukaryota; Metazoa; Cnidaria; Anthozoa; Malacalcyonacea; Plexauridae. The record is from the annotation of a GenBank genome assembly.